AUAAAAACUACUCCAUCACAGCACACGCGAAUUAAUAUAUUUUUCACUCUCUUUCUAUUUCUCUCUCUCUCUCUCUCUGUCUCUUGUUGUGGUUUGAAGCUUUUUCUGGCUUUGCCUCUCAUCUUUCUCUCCGAGUUCAUGUGAGCAAGGAGGGAUUUGGUGGGUGAGUAAAGUAGAUUUAGCUUUUUUCAGGUGGGCUUUUCCUUAUCAGUUUUUUUAUUUUUUUAUUUUUCCUGGUUUUUGUGGUCCGAUAUGGAGAGAGAUUUCUUGGGUUUGAGCUCGAAAGAAUCCUUGGCAGUGGUGAAGGAGGAGAUUCACAAUGAUGGGUGCAAAGACCCGGGUGUACAAUGGCAAUUCUCGAACAAGGUCUCUGCCCUUUCUCAUUUGAUGUCUUUCAAGACUGAUGCUCUCAUGUCAUCUGGAAUUACGAAUAUCUCCACUACAGAUGCUUUUGAUACCAGUAAAAAGCGGUCUGUGGCUGAAAUUCAGAAGUUCCUCAAUCACAAUAGGCAGGGUGGCACUCAUUUUUCCCUGACUUCUUAUCAUCUGCAACAUGAUGUGCAUUUGGUGCACCGUCCUCAUGAUGUGAAGAUGUUUUCUGUUGCAAACCAAGCAAUUUCAGCUCCAGUUGGAAACCCUUUCUUCAAGAAUCAUUUUGCUUCUGGUCAGAAUUUGGUUGGCACUACUGUAAAGCAACCAUUACUGCAAGGAAUUCCAGUUACAGCUCCACAUUCAAAUAUCCCCACUGUUGCUUCCAUUGCUGGGACUACUGAGCCAUGGAACGGUGUCAAGGCUUCUGGGUCUCCUGCUCAAUUGACCAUCUUUUAUGCAGGUGCCGUGCAUGUCUAUGACGACAUAACCCCCGAGAAGGUUCAGGCUAUGAUGUUUCUGGCUGGGAAUGGAUCUUCUAUAACUUUUAAUACAGCUCAUCCAAAAGCUCAAGUUCAGGCACCCAGCUCAAAAUUGGCAGUUGGUGAUGGUGUUCCGUUGAACCAGCCGAUAAACGCACAGCCUUGCUCAGGUCUUUCAAGCCCUUUAUCUGUAUCUUCGCACACUGGUGCCCAGUCACUAAGUGGGUCCACUAGCAAUGAUGAAUUGAUGACAGCUAAAACCACUGGAGUUUCAACAACUCCUGUUAGCAAAGCGGAGCCUCAGAAAGCUAAUGUUGUGGGAUCUGUUACUGCAACCCCUAUGUUUCCAUCCGCUGUUCCACAGGCACGUAAAGCAUCGUUGGUGCGAUUUUUGGAGAAGCGGAAGGAAAGGGCAAUGAAUGCAGCACCAUACAACCUUGGCAAGAAUUCUACGGAGUGCACAGCCCAAGAAUGUGAUGGCGCGAACUUCGCCAGUACUGCAGCAGGCACUAGUUCUCUCUCAGAAAGCAAGGAGAAUAACCAUGAUGUAUGAGGCCGGACAAUUAGGAAGGUAUUAUUGCAGAUUUAUGUUGUAUGAGGUAGAUGGAUUCCAUUCUCCUUCCAAGAACUUGUGGACAUGACUAUGUUUAAUCUGGAAACUUAACCAAGUUGCUUAUAUAUAGCUGGUGUACGGCCUCUCCCUUACUAUUUUGGAUGUAUGAUCAGUGCUACUGACACCAUGACAUUUAUCACGGAUUGUAACUGUUCAUGUAUUGUGACAUUGUGGAAAUAAUUGUAUGUCUAAGUUUAUAUA
Messenger RNA from Carya illinoinensis, 1665 nucleotides. RefSeq names its product protein TIFY 6B-like. Bases 253 to 1404 code for a protein of 383 amino acids. Gene Ontology annotation, cellular component: nucleus. Gene Ontology annotation, biological process: regulation of jasmonic acid mediated signaling pathway; regulation of defense response; response to wounding. The transcript is spliced from 7 exons. NCBI's taxonomy places the organism in Eukaryota, Viridiplantae, Streptophyta, Magnoliopsida, Fagales, Juglandaceae. The record is from RefSeq and is a predicted model, not a curated record.